AUGGCGGAACUAUCAUCGCGUAUGCAGAAGACGGCCUCGGCCAUUCUUCCCAAGAUCGCUGCCACGAUUGCGGAGCGUACCAGUGCCGUACGCAAGAUUGACCUCGCAACGGCGGAAAACUGGCUGCUGCGGCCAGAAAUUGUCGAAAUCUGCAAGAACGCCAUCCAAGAGAAUUUGACAGAGGCAGGGCUCUCAUACCCGGAUGGAUUCGGUGGGGAUCCUAAGUUGCUAGAGGCCUUUGCGGCGUUCUUCAACAAGUACUUCGAUCCCGUGUCCAAGGUAGAGACCCGGGAUAUUGUCGUCACGCCCGGCGCAAGCAGCUGUUUGGACUCGCUGCUGUUUAGUAUUUGCGAGGCAGGCGACAGUAUCUUGGUGUUGGCCCCGUACUGGAGUGGAUUCGACUUUCACUUUUUGCUCCGUCCGAACAUCAACAUCAUCCCGGUGUACACCGAUGCGGUUUGCUUGCUAGAUAAUCCGGACGACCUGCUGUCGGAGUCGUUGGUUCCGGCUCUUGAGAGAGCGAUCGACGGCUGUGAGGACAAAAACCGCGUCAAGGCUUUCGUGAUAACGAACCCGCACAAUCCAAUCGCCCGGUGCUACCCCAAGCACAUCCUCCAGGAGGCAAUCCACUGGUGUGGUAAGCGCGGCCUUCAUUACAUCUCGGAUGAAGUAUACGCAAUCUCGGACUUCUCCAGUGUCGGCGCCUUGCCUGACACAAAUGGAGUGACGCUUAGCACAACCAGCGCCAAUGAGCCAGUGGCACUGCCUGUCAAUGGUUUGAAGGAGCAAUUUGCCAUACCCUUUACCUCUGCACUUGCGCUCGAGCUCGAGACGGACAAAAUGCCUGCCAUCAGUGUCAUCUGGAGCACAUCCAAGGACCUUGGGUCAAGUGGAUUUCGCAUGGGUGUCCAUGUGUCCAGGCGCCGUCCAUCGAGCUCGCAGACAAGUGGCGACUCCACGGAGGGUCGUGAGGCGGACGCUGGUCCUUCGCUGCUCACCACGUCGCUCGGCCUCUUGUCGACAACUCAGCUACCGACAAUCUCGAUGCUGUUUACUCACGCGCUGCUGACAUCCGAAUCAUUCGAUGAGCUCGUCGCUCGGAACCGGCAGCGACUGCGAGAACACCACGAGAUCAUAUCUCGCCGGCUACGCAAAUGGGGCGCACCAUUCAUUCCGGCAACGAGUGGUCCCUACGUUCUCGCAUAUCUCGGCGUCAAAGUUGGGGAUCUGCAGCGCCAUGGGCGCGACCGGGAUGCGAUCGCGCCGUCGGACGAGAGCCAGCACAACGAGGUGACCAAGCGACAGAGAAUGUCCACUCCUGAGCACGAGGGUGAAGAUGUUAUGGAUGUACUGCGGCACAAAGCCAUGGUGCUUGUGUCUCCUGGCAAGAGUUUCCGCAUGCGCGGCAAAAGCACCAGCCCAGAGCCGAUGGAGGGUUGGGCGCGAAUCAAUUUCGCGGUGCCCGCUGACGUGCUGGACGAUGCGCUGAAUCGUAUUGGUGAAGCGUUGGGACUUGAAUGA
Molecule: messenger RNA, 1521 nt
Organism: Purpureocillium lilacinum
Lineage: Eukaryota; Fungi; Ascomycota; Sordariomycetes; Hypocreales; Ophiocordycipitaceae
Biological process (GO): amino acid metabolic process; biosynthetic process
Molecular function (GO): transaminase activity; pyridoxal phosphate binding
Source: RefSeq, a predicted model, not a curated record